AAACAAACGCCCUCAGUCUGGACAAACAGAGCGACAAAAACCUCCCAUUUGACACACUUUUGUUGUCCCAAACAUCAGCCAACAGUAAAUAGCAGCCACGCAUGCCUUCUGCCCUUUGACCACUUUUUAUAUUGGUGAGAGUUAUAAAGAUGAGCAGUGGACAAGAGUGGCUGCUCUGAAGAAGCAACAUGGAGCUCAGGUCACUGAAACAAGCAAGUCUGACUUUGUUAAUCGUUGUAGCCAGCAGCUAUGGACAACCAGCUGUAAAUCAUCAAACUGUUCCAGGUGCCAGUCUGAAAAUGGACCAGGCUUUGUUAGCGUUUCAUAACGAGCUGACAGAAGAAGUGCAGGUUUUCUACACAUCAGAUUACUGCUACAAGUGUUUAUACCAACGUUUAGUCACAGUGAAGCCCAACAACUGUAAUGCAUCUGUGGUGAUCAGCACUAAAUUCACUCUGACCAUGCAAGUGGAAUCACAGAUGAGGAAUGAAAGUCUUUGCAGGUGGAGUCAGACGUACGGAGAAGGAGGUCAUUAUUUUGUGUGCAUCCAGAGGUCAGAAGACACCAGUAAACCCAACUGCAUUCACACUGUGACUAAAAGAGCGAGCAAUGCAAACCUGCCUCUCCUGGUCUCAGCUCUCUUACUGGCCAUAAUCACACUGUUGUUCAAUGUGGCACUGUACAUCUACAGGAGGCGUUGUACAUCAAACUUUAUUAAGACCAUUUGCUGCCAAAGUCCUCAGCACUCAGUGGAUAAUGCCGAGUCUCAUGCUGGUGAAGCAGACCAAGAAACGACCAAAGUUAAACCAACACGUCUGCACUCACUGGACACUUUUAGAGGGUUUUCCCUCACAGUGAUGGUGUUUGUGAACUAUGGUGGAGGAGGCUACUGGUUCUUCCAACAUGCACCAUGGAACGGUUUAACUGUAGCAGGCCUUGUCAUGCCAUGGUUUGUGUUUAUCAUCGGGACUUCAGUGGUCUUAGCGUUCAGAUCCAUGCAGAGGAAAGGUGUGAGUCACCUCCAGCUGUUACGCAAAAUCACCUGGAGAACAAUCGUCCUGCUGCUGCUCGGCUUCUGCUUCCUCAACUACUCUCCAAGAGAUGGACCAUUGUCCUGGUCCUGGCUGCGGAUCCCUGGGGUGCUGCAGCGUCUGGCCUUCACCUACUUUGUUCUGUCUCUCCUGCAGACUUUGUGGAGACAGAGAGAAAUCCCACUGACAUCAACUCACUGGUGGAGUCAAGUCCAGGAUUUGGUUGUGUAUUGGCCCCAGUGGCUGAUUAUCAUCCUGCUGGAGACUCUGUGGCUGUGCAUCACUUUGCUCAUGCCUGUACCCAACUGCCCCACAGGAUAUUUGGGAGCUGGUGGUAUUGGUGAUAAUGGUCUUUACCCGAACUGCACUGGAGGCGCAGCAGGAUACAUUGAUAGAGUCAUGUUUGGUGAUAACAUGUAUAGAUACCCUACAUGCAAAGAAAUGUAUCAGACGACACAGCCCUUUGACCCAGAGGGCAUUCUGGGUACAAUCAAUUCCAUUGUCAUGGGAUUCCUGGGGAUGCAGGCCGGGAAAAUUAUCAUUUUCUAUAAGGGAAGAAAUGUCCAUAUCCUCUGUCGCUUCCUCAUGUGGGCUGUCCUCCUGGGAAUCUCUGCAGCCAUCCUUUCUAAGUGCACGCGAGACGGAGGAUUUAUACCUGUCAAUAAAAACCUUUGGUCGUUGUCCUAUGUGACAUGUACGGGCUGUUUCUCCUUCCUGCUGCUGGGAGCCAUGUUCUUUGUCAUUGACAUCAAGGGCUGGUGGGGUGGACAGCCAUUCAUAUACCCAGGGAUGAACUCCAUUUUUGUCUAUGUCGGCCACUCUCUCCUCGGUUUCUACUUCCCGUUCAGCUGGGAGAUGCACUUCCAGCAGAGUCAUUGGGAGUGGCUCUUCCAGAGCCUGUGGGGAACCUCACUGUGGCUGCUCGUUGCCUUCUUCUUAUACAGGAAGAAGUUUUUCCUUAAAAUAUGAACAGGAUAAUAGAUAGAUAAUCAUCUGGCCCCAUGCCACUUGGAGCAUUUCAUGGGUUUUUCAAAAUAAAAAGUAAAAACAAGCAACAACCUUAGUGAGGUAUACUGUAUGUUGUUCUAACAUCUGCUAUUGACUUAAAGGAAUAGUUGCCAUUAGUGUUGACCAUGCUGCCUGUUGGUAAAAAUCAAAUAUUACUCUAUUGGUUUGCUAUAUUUGAAAUACUUUUGAAAGUACAACUUGAACUGCAUCAUAAUACACUGUUGCACUUGUGUGUUACCUCUGAAGGAAGACCUGAACUAUCCAUUUUAUCACUUUUUUAAAUCAGCCCUUAAACUGUAGCACAGUGGAAAGUUAUGUAGCCUCUUCAAUCAUCAGCCAGGUUCCAAAUAAGAACCAGUGAAACAACAUCUCCCUGUCACUGUGGGCAGCUGAGGUUUCAUUUAAUGCUACUUGUUUUAUACUGAAGACACUGAUUAAUUCAAAUAUAUUGAGGUGGUACUUAACAAAUUAGACAGAGUGAUUCCACGACACACCAGGCAAGCCAUUAUUAGUCUGUUGCCAUGGUCACUUCUCCUGUGUGUGUGUGUGUGCGUGUGUUAAGGGGGUACCAUCUGCUGUUGAAGUGACAGUACUUUAGCAGGGGUCAAGAUGCACAAAUCACAAAGGAGGGUCAUUAAUGGGACUCACACUCAUUGUAUUAGAAAAUCAGAGAAAUUAUAUGCGUCCGAUUGAUUAGAAGACGAGCCCUCUCACACAUACACACAGAGCCAAACACAUUUAUGUUUUAUUUUUAAUGAUUUGAUGCACAAAGCAGCUCUAAUGAUAGUGAAACUGACUUCACCUCCAGACUCAAAGUAACAUCUCAUGGCUGACAGUCUGGAUGAGAAUAAAAUCUAUAUGGCAGUGUAGAAGUGGGCCCUCAGCUACAGGUCAGGUGGUGUGUACAUCAUGAAAUGACCAUCUAGCUAAUGAAAUGACGCAGCCUCAUGCUUCUCUUCCACAGUGAAAUCAAAUUACAUGCCCCUCAGAAGCUGUCAGAACGUUGCGUAAUAUGGCAGUGUGGUUUCGGUAACAGUGAACAGAGGAUGUUUUUGGAAUCCCACCAGGUGCAUCCUUCCGUCUUCAACAGGACUCAGGUCCAUUACUGCUCUCCAAAACUACUCGUACCGGCAAAGGAAACAUAAAUGCUUCUCUGUUUGUUGAAACAAAAUCGAUACAGAUUCACCAAGGAGGUCUAAAGAUAUCUUUUGUUGUAUUUGUAUGCAAUUAUGAAGUUUUUCUUUUUUUUACUUGGAUAUACACAUUUAGCUGACUCACUCAAAGUGAUGUGCAGGAACUGCGGCCACAUGAUGAGCACAUAGCUGAUGAAGAUCAUUGAGGUCAAAAUAAGAGCGUCUAGACUGUGGAGGUGAUGCAUAUUUUGCUUACAUUUCAGAUUGAAUUUCUGCUAAUGUCAUCCUGCAGUGCUGUAAACAUUCAUGUCGCUCUAUAACUUUGUCAGAAAGAGCCCAUAAGACGCCGCUGCGGUCCCACACAUUACACUUCCUUGCAUUUAUUGAUUCUCGCUGAGCAUACAGUAUGUCUCAGGAUACCUAUAGUCUGUCAUAUGGAAACUUUAUACCAGAUACAAUGUUCUCAUGCAAACCACUCGGCUUCUUAUAUUCACAAAAUGAUCCCCACGUUCUCCCUUGAUACCGCAAUCAGCAUUACAUUAAGCCCACUCCAUGGAGAAGGAGAACAUUUGAGCACAGAAUCUGCUUGUCAGAUCGUUUCUUCAAAAAUGCAUAAAAUACAUGUUUUCCAAAUAGAUAUGACAUAUUGUAUCUUGAGGCAAAUGCCUUUUCUUGGAUAAUAAUUUCAAGCAACAACUCCAUUUGAAAUGGAUGCAUGGUUUUAUGUGGAAACACACUGAGCACAGCUGGCAGAUAAAUCUGUUUUCAGUAUAAUGUUGUAUCGGAUAUUAAUCAUGAAUGUGGUGGCACAGAAUUUAAGAGAUAUUUAUAAAACCAAAGGAAAAGAGAUGGUUCACAAAGAUAAACGUGUAUGCACUGUUGGAAACAAGUUGCUGGAUCGCAGGAUUGUAAAACCUAAUACUGUAAUUCCACUCAAACUUUUUGAGGAAACUGAUUGCCUUGCAUCUCUUCACUUUAUGAACUCAAACAAUUUGAACAUGAUAAAUGGUUGGUUAAAGAUUUACAAAUUUACUACCUUCAUGGGAGCUCAAACCCUCUUUAUAGGAGCCCAGCUCCCAUUGGCUCCCAUGAACCCAGCUGUCUAGACAAGUAAUGCAACGUUAAAGGGCAGAUUAACAACACAUAACUUAUACUGAUGUACAGUAGCAACAAAAAUGGAAUGUCUUGCACAGAAGAUUACCUCUAACAAACACAAUUUACUUGAUGCUGGGUCACUGGAAUCCUGCUCUCAUGUUCAGUGUAAUGUAAUGUAGAUUUACU
Messenger RNA from Solea senegalensis (Senegalese sole), 4453 nucleotides. RefSeq lists its product as uncharacterized. The transcript is spliced from 18 exons. Lineage: Eukaryota; Metazoa; Chordata; Actinopteri; Pleuronectiformes; Soleidae. The coding region runs from base 189 to 2000 and encodes 603 amino acids. The record is from RefSeq and is a predicted model, not a curated record.